GCUCCUCGUCUCUGGAGUGUCCGAAGUAGAGGGAAGGUUUCGGGACGUCGUAGGACCGAGAGUUUAUGCCCUCUAACCGUUCUAAAAAAAGCGAAUACCGUACUGCAUCUUCCUGUGACGUCCAUCGACGUCACUAGUCGUUUUACUUCGGACAUCCCGUUACUGCUUCCUCUCACCGCACCAUGCGCCUGGAAGGCUCUUGCCACUGCGGCGCCGUGACGUUCUCUCUGGAGUCCAACAGCCCGUGCCCCUACCAGCUGUGCUACUGCAGCAUAUGCCGGAAGAUGGGCGGGUCGGGCGGGUUUGGCAUCAACAUAGGCGGCGAUGCAAGGACGAUGCAGGUGCAGGGGGAGGAGCACGUGGCCACGUACCGCGCCAAGAUGAGGGCGGACACGGGCGAGGUGACUGAGAGCACGGCACAGCGGCGCUUCUGCCGCGAGUGUGGGUCGCACCUGUGGCUGUACGACCCCACGUGGCCCGCCCUCAUCCACCCCUACGCCUCCGCCAUUGACUCGCCCCUGCCCGGCCCCCCUGAGCGCACGCACAUCAUGCUGGGCUCCAAGCCCGCCUGGGUGCAGCCGAGUGUGGGGCCCACGGAUAAGAUCUUCCAAGGUUACCCUGAGGAGAGCCUGGCGGACUGGCAUGCGCGCACAGGGGCCGUUCAGUGACAGGGCUGGCUGGAUUGAGGGGGGUGGAACGGGGUUAGUGUGUAUAGCAGAUGGAUGGACUUGUAGGAUGGCAUGGAUGAAUGUGGUGUACAGGGCCGGAGCCAUGGUUGGUUGGAGGGGCUCAGGUUUGGAAGCAAGUGGGAGGGGAGUAACCUUGCUGGGAAUGGACUCUUUCAUUGAGGCUAGGAGGCAGGGUGGACCUCGGUGAGUGAGAGACCUCUGCUGUACGUUUUGCAACCAAGGGUGUGCACACUGAGGUUGGGAUGGUUUUUCUUUUCAAGAGGCAAGGGGGGGAUGGGGGCAGGGCUGAUUUUAUCACACUAUUUUUUUCUGAUCGUCUGGAAUUUCAUACCAAUUUUUUGGCGAUCCUGAUUUUUCAGACUUGCCAUUUU
Messenger RNA from Closterium sp. NIES-67, 1060 nucleotides. The record is from the annotation of a GenBank genome assembly. NCBI's taxonomy places the organism in Eukaryota, Viridiplantae, Streptophyta, Zygnematophyceae, Desmidiales, Closteriaceae.